AUGAGUUCUGAAUCAAAUAUUACCGACUUCAGAGUACAACCUGACUUUGUUAUUAUUUCAACGUCUGGUUUAAGCUCCGGUUUUGUGAAUUUCGCUUGCUUGAUUUACCUUCUUGUCAGGAUACUGACUCGAUGGUGGGUAACUGAAAAAUCCUUACCGAUGGUUCACAGGGUGCCACUUUAUUUAACAAUUAGUGAACUUAUGUUGUUUGUCAUCAAUCUAGUGAAUAUGGGAUACACCACUAUUCAUGGUCAUACAAUUGAAGGAGUAGCAUGUAAAGUAGUUGGUGGAUUAUCAUUUUUCACCGUUUCUUCUAAUGUGACUUUAGUUGGGUUAUUGUCUUUGAUGACUUACCUCCGAGUACGUAGAAAAUAUAUUAUUGAUAUGGGAAUAUAUGAUUAUAAAUUAUUUUUGAUUCUUUUUACAAUAUCUUUAACGUUAACCUUAAUUGGAGUUCAAGAUUACGGUCCAAGUAAAUUUUGGUGUUAUAACUCUCCAACUGAUCCAAUAAGACCAUUAAUAACUAUUGGAUUGAUUUUUUUAAUAUUAUUCAUUACAUUAUUUUGUUAUGUUAUGACCUUAAUGGAAAUAAAUAUUCAACAAAAUAUGAUUCGAAAUUUUGGUUCCGAUAAUGUUACAUUUAGUCGAGUUGACAUUAUUGUUGUGAGGAAAAUUAUUGCUUAUAUUCUAAUAUUCCUUUUAGAAUGGGCUCCUACCGUCAUUUAUUUCAUUACUCAAAUGUUUCAAUAUGAAAAUGUAUGGAUUUACACUGUAUCGGUAGUUUUUAUAAAUUUGGGUGGAAUAGGAAAUGCAAUUUUAUACAUUUCAUAUGAAAGUUGGAAAAAUAAUUAUGAUAAUGGAACUACUUUCGUUGCUAGUAACUCUAGUAACUCGGGUGGAAUUAGUAAAAAUAAUCAAGAAUCACAUCAUCAAAUAACAGUUCAUAAUGUUAGUACGAUUGAAAAAGGAUUUCGUAAUUCCAGUUCAUCAGAUCAAGAAUUAUAA
Cetraspora pellucida is the source of this 1005-nucleotide messenger RNA. The record is from the annotation of a GenBank genome assembly. NCBI's taxonomy places the organism in Eukaryota, Fungi, Glomeromycota, Glomeromycetes, Diversisporales, Gigasporaceae.